Molecule: messenger RNA, 1733 nt
Organism: Antechinus flavipes (yellow-footed antechinus)
Lineage: Eukaryota; Metazoa; Chordata; Mammalia; Dasyuromorphia; Dasyuridae
Exons: 2
Coding region: 358-1143 (261 amino acids)
Source: RefSeq, a predicted model, not a curated record
GCAAAGGAGCACCUCCCUAGGCCCUCAGAAGCUUCAAACCAAAUCUCAUCUCCUGUCAAUCCAGGUGAUUUGGUGUAUUUGAAAACCUGGAAGCCCCAGGGAUCCGACCCUUUAAGUGUUAAGUGGAAAGGCCCUUACAAGGUCAUUUUAACCACUCCAACGGCAGUUAAACUGGAAGGGUCCCCCAGUUGGACCCAUAUCUCUAGGAUUAAAAAUGCUGCUUCUGUUACCUCUCCUUCAGAUACUCCAGUGUAUUCCUGUGAGCCCAUUGAGGACCUGAAGUAUCUGUUCCGCAAGACUCCUGGAAAAAACUCUGGAGAAAGAAGGCUCUCACUCUAAUCUCCCUCUCUCCUCAUUAUGAGGAUUCUACUCCUAUUGCUCUCUCUCCAGCUCUCCUGGUCUUACUCCAUGGGCCCUCGCUAUUGGGGUGACAACUUCCUGGUCAGACUAGGGAACUCUGCGGGGAGUGGGGGUGUCCAGGACUGCUGGGUGUGCCAUCACCACCCCCAGGGUGGCCCACAGAUGCGACCUAAUGCAUUUGUUGCAAAGGUCCCAUUCCCACGGGCUACUAUCUCCUCCCUGGAUGCUACCCCCUUUGUACUAGCAAACCCCCAAGGGAACUACUCUGACCCAACUGUCCCCUGCUUCUUGGCUGGGAAGGAUCUCACAACUACAUAUCACCACACUACGGAGACAGUGGAUGUCACUGUUUCCCAGGAUGGCCAGGUUUAUAUCCCUGAUGUUGGGACACUGACCUGCACCACCAACACUGUGGGUGCAAGCGAGUGUCAUCUCUCUCAGACCUGCCGGAAUUUCACCUCGGCAACUUGCACCAGCUGUGUAAAAGGGUCACAGGCCAGGUGCACUUUUGAUCGUGCACCUCCCCAGAAGGUGACCGUGGGAAACCCAUUCUGGGAUUAUCCUGGCAAGUUCCUUUACGGUGCUUCUGAAUCGCCUUCCCUACAGCUUCUCCAUAACCUUUUGAAAACUAACCUCCCAAUAGAUAGAAUGCUUUGUGACUACACUCAUCCAUGGGGCCGAGCAACCAGGAGACUGCUUCAGACUCUAACCUCAGGUACCGUCUGUGCACCUAAGGGAUAUGCCUUCCUCUGCAAAAUUGCUCGUGAAAUUUGUUUCUUCUAGGCUACAAGCUGCAAACUUCCAACUUCUCUUGCAACCCGGGAACCCUGAGAUAACUGAUGGGAAAACUCCGCAUCCACUGGACACUGUGGCUGCCGCUUUCAGAUCUCGCUUCUCUUCCCCAAGCACCACUUCCCCUUCUUCUCCCCUUUAGGUUGAGUUCUACGACCAUUUCCAGCAGGAAGUAGAUACAGAAGAUUUGAGACCAUCGACCCUUUUCCAAAAGAAUUUGUGUUUAUUGCUUGAGGGGGGAGAUGAUGAGGAUAAUGCAGCCUCACCCAGAAGAGCAUUUGCAUUCCCUGGGAAAGACUCUGUUCCCACAUUAUGCACCUUUUGGAUGCAAAACCUACAUUCCCUGGGAAAGACUCUGUUCCCACACUAUGCACCUUUUGGAUGCAAAAUCUACAUUCCCUGGGAAAGACUCCUUUCCCACACCCAAUCUCAAGUAUGUUCCUUUCGAAUGUAAAACCCGAAUUGUUUUGUUUCUGUAUAAGAGUAAGCCCUGAGAAAAUGUUUUUCGGCAAUUCUUUGACAUUGUCCACCAAGAGAACAUCUUGGUAUCUCUCUCUUUAAUAAAGCCUUUUCUUAUCACA